Messenger RNA from Vicia villosa (hairy vetch), 528 nucleotides. RefSeq lists its product as uncharacterized. The record is from RefSeq and is a predicted model, not a curated record. NCBI's taxonomy places the organism in Eukaryota, Viridiplantae, Streptophyta, Magnoliopsida, Fabales, Fabaceae. The transcript has a single exon. The coding region runs from base 1 to 528 and encodes 175 amino acids.
AUGUAUAAUGAGAUUCGAGGUAGUGAUGUUGAUAGGAACUGGAGAACAAUCUUUUUCCAUAACUAUGCCCGUCCUCGAGCUUGUUUCACUAUGUGGUUGGCUCUUUGGGGACGCCUUCCUACCAAGGACAGAUUGUACAAGAUAAAGAUCCUUACUGAUGGAUUAUGUAGUUUCUGUGGUAAUUCGGAGAGCAUUCAACACUUGUUUUUUACUUGUAGCUACACUGCCCAGAUAUGGCAAAGGAUCCUUACCUGGCUAGGCUAUAAAAGAAACAGUGGGGAUUGGACUAAGGAAAGUAAUUGGCUUAGCAUGGAAUCGAAAAAGAAAGGUUGGAGAAGGAUUUUGCUGAGAAUGGCUGCUAUAGAAUCUGUCUACCAACUUUGGCAAGCCAGAAAUGCACUUUGUUUUGAUCAAACAGUUCCGAGCCAGGAUAUGUUGCAGCAUAUUCAAACUGCAGUGAUUUUGCGGGCUCAGACCAAAAAGUGCUUAAAAAAUCAUGUUCAGCAAGCUAACUUGGAGAUUAGAUAG